This is a messenger RNA of Symbiodinium natans, 1944 nucleotides long. The record is from the annotation of a GenBank genome assembly. Lineage: Eukaryota; Dinophyceae; Suessiales; Symbiodiniaceae.
AUGGAGAGAGUCGAGGUGAAAGCAGUGGCCUCCGGGAAGCAAGGCUUCGUCACUCUCAAAGGCAAUCAGGGCACCACCUACUUGCAGGAGUUUUCUCCGUUCACGGACUUCUGCACUGCCAUGGACAAGAAGAUAGAGGAGAGGCUGGCCAAGAUCAAGUCGGUGACCAGUUUCUUCACGCAGAAGCUCAAUGAGCUGGCUCAGCACAGUAGCGGCCCCCUUGGAGAGGCAAAAGCAGAGAUCCUCAAGCUGCGGCCCAAGGCAUCGCAGCAGGCGACGGAGGUCCAGAAGCUCAAGAACAAGGUGGGCGCCGCCAAGAAGGACUACUUCAAAGCCGAGGAGGCGGAGCGAACAGCCCACUUGGAGGCGAAGGAGAGGAGAGAAGCUGAGGCACUCCUUGCCGCUGCCGGGAAGGAGGUGGAAGCUGCGGAGGCUGAGGCGGCGCAGGUCACCUCGGCCGCCGAGCCGCUGGUGGCAGCACAGGGCGAGGAGCUCAUGAAGUUCGAGAAGCCCGCCACCGUCUCGGAGGAGGUGGAGAAGCUGGCGCCCGCGGCUGCUGCAGCCCUGUCCAAGGUCAGGACGUCAUUGCUUUCGCAGACGAAAGAGAUAAAGGCCCUCAAGGGGCCGCUAGCCGAGGCUAGGAAAGAGCUGGCGAAGCUCAUCAUCAAGGUGGACGCUGCGCAGAAAAAAGUCGCGGCCGCCAAGCAGGCAGCCGAGGCUGCGUGUAAGACCAUCUGCGAGGCAGCAGAUGCCAAGGCUUCGACAGCGCUUCGUACCGAGGCGGCUGAGAAGGGGGUCGGUGCGGAAGAGCUCUUUGUGGAGUUGGCGGGUGCAGGCAACAGCACGCUGUCCCACGAGGCGCUCUGCAAGCGCUUGCUUGCCAUCAAAAGCCUUGAGAUUGCCGAGGAGCAUGCGAAACUCGUGUGCCGCAAGAUUGAGGCGCCCACCAUCAGCAAGCGAAGCUUCUUGGGCUUUGUCCAGCGAUACUACGUGGUGACGUCCGUCAUCGCCAUCACCUCAGAGUUCGAGAUUAGCAAGGCCAAGACGCUCAGAAAGGCCGAUGUAGACGAAAUCUUCGAGAUUCUCGAGGGGCCGCGGUCCGAUGAGAAGCUCGGUGUCAACCGCGUUCGCGGAAGGUCUCUUGUCGACUCCACAGAGGGCUGGCUGAGCAUCAAGGGCAACCAGGGCUCUAUCUUCCUCAAAGAGGCGGAGAAGCCAUUCUACACCGUCUGCGGGACGGAGGAGGUUCCACUUGGUCCCAGCUUCAAAGUUGGCGAGGGCGAGGCAGUCCGCAUGCUGAAGAGCGGUGAGGUCAUGGAGAUGCUGGAAGGACCCAAGAAGGAGACCUUCCCACCAGGACUCCGUGCGAAGUGCCAGGCUCUGUCAGACAAAGCAACCGGCUGGCUGAGCAUCCGGGACAAGCAGGGAACUGUUUUUGCCGAAGGCGAGGGCAAGUUCUACACCUGUGUGUCGACGGUUGCGAUUACAGACAACCUGGACAUCAAGGACUGCAAGAUCAUCAAGAAGCUGCAAGUGGGCGACCUUUUUGCCGUGGAGGAGGGCCCCGUGGUUCAGGAGGACUCAGGCGUUACCCGGGUGAAGGGCAAGACCUUGGAGGAUGCAGAGGUGGGAUGGGUCACAGUGAAAGGCAACGCCGGCACUGCCUAUGCCACCGCAAGCAAGAGCCACUACGCGGUAGUGAAGGAGGCGAAGCUCCAGAAGACCGUGAACUCGAACUCCGAGCUCGUGCGAACCCUCGAGGUCGGAGAGACCAUUAAGGUCACGGAGGGGCCCAAGGAAGAGGUGCACCAGGCGGCCUUGAGAGUAAAAGUCAAAGCAACCAGUGACGGUGCCGUCGGCUGGGUCACAGUUCUGCCGUCCUCGGUGAAGAGAUGUACGGCAAAGGAUCUUGAGGCGCUGGCGAAGAAGGAAAAAAGCGCUUAG